Molecule: messenger RNA, 2104 nt
Organism: Eubalaena glacialis (North Atlantic right whale)
Lineage: Eukaryota; Metazoa; Chordata; Mammalia; Artiodactyla; Balaenidae
Gene: PRR3
Product: proline rich 3
Exons: 5
Coding region: 128-871 (247 amino acids)
Molecular function (GO): metal ion binding; RNA binding
Source: RefSeq, a predicted model, not a curated record
AGCGGAGGGCGGGUCCUACCACCUGUGGGAUAAAGGGGCGUGGACGAGCAGAAGCUACUUUACCAAUCCUCCGGCUGGACCUUAGAGGAAAGUCGCGACUGUGCGUCCCGGGAAGGAAGCCAAGUUGAUGGGCUACACUGGGGACAGGGUGAGAGGUCUUGAGGGGCGAGUGGUGGUCUGGAGAGCCCUGGGCACCGCCCUGCUGGGACCCAAAUUCCUCGUGGGAACGAUGCGGAAACAGAAUCUCAGCGUGCCCCUUCCUCACUGCCCUCCAAAUCCAGCUGCAGCCAUUGCCGCAACCACGAUGCCGAAACGAAAGAAGCAGAAUCAUCAUCAGCAGCAGCCGCAGCAGCAGCCCCCACUGCCAGAGCGGGAAGAGACUGGAGAUGAGGAGGAUGGGAGUCCCAUCGGACCACCCAGCCUUCUGGGCCCUCCCCCCAUGGCCAAUGGAAAGCCUGGUGACCCCAAGUCAGCUCUUCACAGAGGUCCUCCGGGAUCAAGGGGACCAAUGAUCCCACCACUGCUGAGUCUCCCACCUCCUCCCCGGGGCAGAGGCCCAAUUCGGGGAGGCCUAGGCCCCAGGUCUGGCCCAUAUGGUCGUGGUUGGUGGGGGGUCAAUGCUGAGCCUCCUUUUCCUGGACCAGGCCAUGGGGGUCCCUCCAGGGGAGGCUUUCACAAAGAGCAGAGAAAUCCUCGAAGGCUCAAAAGCUGGUCUCUUAUCAAGAAUACCUGCCCACCCAAGGAUGGACCCCAGGUUAUGGAAGACAAAUCUGACCGCCCCGUCUGCCGACACUUUGCCAAAAAGGGCCACUGUCGAUAUGAGGACCUCUGUGCCUUCUACCACCCUGGCGUAAAUGGACCUCCUCUGUGAGACUGUGCCUUCCCAUCCAGACUGGAAGGAGCCCUCUGACUUUGCGGCCAUAUACUUCCCUGUGGCCCUGUGAUGGCUACCGCGAGGCCGUUCACCUGCCGCCCUCAGUCAGUGAUGCCCAGCUCCAUCGCCACCUCCCCCACUCGGGGUCCAGAGCUGUGUUCCGUGACUGGCGCACGGUGUGCACGCUUCCUUCUGAUGCAGCCUCCAGAGACUCGUCUCCGGGACCCCAUCUUUGCUCCAUUCAACUGCCUCCUGGAUCCUCUUCCCCCUCGCCAGCUGACUGCGGAACAGGAAACCUCUUUGGUGCUGUUUCUUGUGCAUCUGUCCACCCAGGCCCGGGUAGCGCCCUGGAUUCCUGAGAGCCCUGGAGCAGUUUCCUACCAUUCCCUUCUCGCUGCUUGUUUUAAGUCCUUUUUAUGUGACACCCCCUUCCCCCAGUGUUGUCAGCUGCUCUGUGACACUCACCAGCUUGUCUGACCUGGGGUCAAGUUGGGAUGACUGGUGCAGAGUCACUCCUGAGAGGCCACGUUCCCUGCUUUUGGAUUUUGUAGUUUCUGCGUCAGUAGCAUGAUCUCCACCGCUAUGGUCUGUGAUCACUGUGCUUUGUGAGACUGUGCAUCCCCUCAUAGCCUUUCUCAGUGUCCAUGGCAUUUUUGUGACUUCCCAACGCUAGAGUGAGUUUUUCUGCCAAAAUGCGUGGGGCCGUUGGUGCCCUCUAGACUUUCCCCACCUCCCGACGUGGGAGAACUGUGAAACUUCCACAAGGCUGCCUGCCUGGUCCUCCCCAUUCUCCCGGUAUCGGUUUCUCUGGGUUUGACACAGGCCCGAGAGACGUCCUCUACCCUAUCUCCUCUCCAGCCCGAUUUAGUUAGAUUAUGUCAUUGUGAGGCCACCAGCCCUUUCGUUUGAAUUCUGUGAAUCUCCACCUGGUCUACCUGUGGGUGGAACUUGGACAGUACUGUCGCCCUCUUCCAACCUUCUUCCCCUGCAUCCCUGGCACUGGUUGUUUUCUGUGAAAACGGCAGUGAACAGGUUCAGUUUUGAACUGGCCCUGGGGAAAUGGGUCAGGAGUUGUGUGGGCAAGAGGGAGGGAUGAGAGCCGUUGGAGAACUGAGAAUGAAUUUUUUUUUUCUUUCUAACAUGUUUUUAUAUUAGUAAUAAAUGCAGCGGAAACAAGCAUUUUCUUUAAUUCCUGUGUUCCAGUCAUCUCCGGAGAUGCAGGUGAGGCUG